GCUUCAACAUUCUUGACCACGGUUCCACGACGCGCGAACUACUGUGACGUCUGCCCCUGUCUCUCUCCGAAAAAACAAUCGCUCCAGAUAAACACUCCCAAGAACGCGACUUCACGACGCCCUUGCGCGCUCCACCUCCCAAACCAAGAUCGACCAACGUACCUCUGCCUUCGACCUCCACAUCAACACACCCGAGCCGCAGCAAUGCUGGGCCUCGCCAACAUGCAACCGCGGCAACUCGCCGCACAAGUCCUAAACUUUGCGCUGGUCCUCUCUACCGCUUUCAUGAUGUGGAAAGGGCUCUCCGUAGUCUCCGACUCGCCCUCACCUAUCGUGGUCGUCUUGUCAGGAUCCAUGGAGCCUGCGUUCCAACGAGGAGAUCUACUAUUCUUGUGGAACCGGGGGGCAGACACGCAAGUGGGCGAGAUUGUGGUAUAUAACGUCAAGGGCAAAGAUAUACCCAUCGUGCAUCGCGUCGUGAGAAGAUACGGAGGAGGCAAAACACCCCUCCGCCUCCUGACCAAGGGCGACAAUAACCUUGCAGACGAUACCGAACUCUACGCCGCCGGCCAGUCCUUCCUGAACCGCAAAGAAGACGUCAUCGGAAGCGUUGUCGGCUUCAUACCUUUUGUCGGAUAUGUUACCAUUUUGCUGAGCGAGCAUCCAUGGCUGAAGCAGGUGAUGUUAGGUAUGAUGGGUGUGAUGGUCGUUCUGCAGAGAGAAUAGUAAUUGCGUGAUGGUAGAGGAUCUUCCUCUGUUUCGAGAUAUUUGUCUCUGACGGGCAUGUGGACAGGAUGCGUGGGACGAGUGCAGUUGACGUGCUUCGUACCCAACACCUAUUCCAUGCUCAUCUGCUGCCGUAAGAUGGCAAGGCGUGCAGACCAUACCCAACGAUGUUCUGGUGGUUCCAGACUCGAAAAAAUAGAUAUACCCACUAUUGCGCAGCUACAGCCCAUCGUAUGCUUUGAUUCAAAGUCUCCAAACUAUACAUCAGGUUCUUAACAUCCUUCCCUUUUGUUCCAACGAACAAAUCCAAUGAUUCCCAACAAAGCCACAUUGCUGUUCGCACCUUCCUUACCUCUGCCACAAUGACAUCGACCACCAUUUCCUCAGCAUCCUCAGACCGUCACUCCCACGCGACACCCAUGGCAAAAACAACC
Molecule: messenger RNA, 1160 nt
Organism: Alternaria alternata
Lineage: Eukaryota; Fungi; Ascomycota; Dothideomycetes; Pleosporales; Pleosporaceae
Product: signal peptidase complex catalytic subunit sec11
Exons: 2
Coding region: 205-726 (173 amino acids)
Cellular component (GO): membrane; signal peptidase complex
Molecular function (GO): serine-type endopeptidase activity
Source: RefSeq, a predicted model, not a curated record